GGAUCGGUCGCUAUAACGUUAACGUUACUGUUUUUAUUUUAGUUUGUCCAAUGGCAGCAAAAGUACCGUUACAGUGCAGGUUGUCCAGUUAAUUAACGUGGUGUUGGAAAGACUACAUGCGGCAUGCCAGCUCUUACAAUGUCAGAGAUCGAGGACUGCCAAAGACGCUUUCAGGCUGCUGUCGACGUCAUUCAAAGUCUACCUAAAAAUGGUACCUACAAACCAUCUUAUGAAGUAAUGCUGCGGUUUUAUGGCCUGUUCAAACAGGCAGUCUGUGGCCCAUGUACACUGUCACGCCCUGGAUUUUGGGACCCUGUAGGACGUUACAAAUGGGAAGCUUGGAGUAAUCUGGGAGAAAUGAGUCGAGAGACGGCCAUGGCUGCUUAUGUGGAUGAAAUGAAAAAAGUUGCACAAGAUGUCAUUGACACCAUGCAAAUCAAUGAAAAGAAUGCAUCCUAUUUCCACUAUUUUGAACCUCUUUACCAUGUCAUUCAUGAUAUGCCCAGACCUCCAGAGGCACUUUUUUCUCUUAGUUCAGAUGUUAAUGUGAAAGAACCAACUGGUGAUGUGUUUAAACAUAAUGUGGAUAGUGCAACUCAAGAACCAAGACUUCAACAGGAUACAGAAACUUCCCUUAACAGUGAACUUCAACCUCAGAGCACAGAGCAACGUAUGUCAGAGUGUCAGGGGCCGAUUAGUGACACAGAGAGUGAAGUCUUCUGUGACUCGUUGGAACAGAUGGAUAAUAUAAAGCUGACUGCAGUACCAGAUGGUAAUAGUCCUUUCCAGAAUGGUCGUACAUGCAUCGAGAUCUCUGGUAUCCAGGAGAGUCAUUACAGUGCUCCAUCACAGUUGGUUCAGAUAGGAGUUGGACAUGGUGAGGGGGCAGAAGACAGACAUGAUCCUCCUAUGAGGAUGACGACCGCAGGAAGAGAAUGGUUGCAGCAGAACUGGAGGGACUCCCCAGGUUUCAUGGCUCACCACAGUGCUGGACGGCUAUCAGCAGCUGGCUCAGGGCAAGGGGACAGAGACAAUUCUAAAAGUGGGUCUGGCCGGUUACAACAGCAGAUUUUUCUAGCCCUACGGAAACUCCGAGAGGACAUGCAAAGUGUCAUGGAACGACUAGAUGUGGUUGAAAGUCUUGCAACUGCAAAUGCUCAGAAUUCACAUUGGAUAUCACAUUUACAACGGACAGCUGGAGAGUCUGAGGAGAAAUGGUGGCCAUUUGAAAUCUCUGGACGCACAUUGAUGCUGUUGUUGGUGUGGCCUUUUGUGACACAGUGGCUGAGUUUUCUCCUGAGAUGGAAGAAGAGACAAAUUCAUGGGUGCAUAUGAAUUUAAUAAAUAGUCAAGCUACAAGGAUCACAUAUUUAAUUGCCACUUCUCAGUCUCAGGUAAAAGAAGAAAUGUUCUAAAAUCCUAUGUUCGAAAUUAGAUCACUUAAUUUUUUAUGAACAAGUUGAUGAACCAAGUUUAGGUCCUAGCAUUGAUUGUGAAUAUUUCAACGUGUUCCAUUUAUUUUUGGAUAAAAAUGGUUGUUUGUAAUCAUUUGUCUAAAAAAUGUAUGAUAUCCAUACUAUUGUGUUUUCAAUAUAAGUUUACUGUAAAUUUUAA
Danio rerio (zebrafish) is the source of this 1614-nucleotide messenger RNA. RefSeq names its product acyl-CoA binding domain containing 4 (gene acbd4). Gene Ontology annotation, molecular function: fatty-acyl-CoA binding. Lineage: Eukaryota; Metazoa; Chordata; Actinopteri; Cypriniformes; Danionidae. Gene Ontology annotation, cellular component: membrane. The record is from RefSeq and is marked validated.